Messenger RNA from Phascolarctos cinereus (koala), 3855 nucleotides. The record is from RefSeq and is a predicted model, not a curated record. Lineage: Eukaryota; Metazoa; Chordata; Mammalia; Diprotodontia; Phascolarctidae.
AUUCUGCCCCAGGACUCAGUUCUGGCCUCUCCUGAGCCCUGGAUCUCGCCAUGGGCUUAUUGAUGCUGCUGCUCCCACUACUCUGGAGGGAAACCAUUUCUCAAAAUCCAGAAUAUGGGAUUCAUGUCCAGGAGACAGUGACUGUGCAGGAGGGACUGUGUGUUUCCAUCCCCUGCUCCUUCUAUUAUCCCCAACAAUAUAAAAACAAAAACACAGUUCAUGGAUACUGGUACUAUAACAGCUUUUGGAAAAGCAGCCUUGCAGCCACCAAUGACCCUCAAGAAAGUGUUCAUUCCUGGGCCCCGAGGCCGAUUCCACCUCACUGGAGAUCCCCAGAUGGACAACUGUUCCCUGCGUAUUACUACAGCCCAGAAGAAUAUCUGACCCAGAAGCCAGAGGUGCACAUUCCAGGGAUCCUGAAAUCAGGGCACCAGUCUGGACUGGAACUGCCCCUGUCAUCUAAUAGAUUUGCUUCCCAAGAUCUCCACUCCUCCCAACUCCUCUUCACCCCCCAGCCUCAGGACCAUGGUACUAGCCUCACCUGUCAGGUGACCUUCAAAAAUCCCAGCGUCACCACAAAGACCACAGUCCAGCUCAGAGUUUCCUACCCUCCUUGGAAUAUGGAGAUUAUUUCCUGGGCAAAUGGGACAGGCCCAGUGUUCCUAGGAAACACCUCAUCCUUGGUGGUCUUGGAAGGUGAAUCCCUAACUCUGGACUGUUACACGCAUAGCGAGCCCCAAGCCACAUUGAGCUGGGCCCAUGGAAACCAAAUCCUGCAUUCUACCCAGGCCUUAAAUCCUGAGGUCCUGCGCCUGGAGCUGUCCAAACUAGGGAUCGAGGGCAGUGGAGAAUACACCUGCCAAGCCUGCAACUCACUGGGGCAUCACAACCACUCAGUGAGACUCUGUGUGCAGACUGUAACGCAGAAGCCAGAGAUGCACAUUCCAGAGAUCCUGGAGUCUGGGCGCCAGGUUACCUUGACCUGUUUGGUCCCUGGGGCCUGUAGAGAGGGGAAACAUUUUACCUACUUCUGGACUGGGACUGCCCUUUCUUCUCAGGGUUCUGCCCUACUGAAUACCUCCAGACUCCUCUUCACCCCCCAGUCCCAGCAUCACGGCACUAACAUUACCUGCAAGGUGACGUUCCCAAAGGCCAGAGUGAGCACACAGAGAACUGUCCAGCUAAGGGUCACCUACCCUCCUCAGAAUGUGACCAUCAGUGUUUCCUGGCCCAACAAAACAGGCCCAGAGUUAUUAGGAAACACAUCAUCCCUGCAGGUCCUAGAGGGUGAGUCCCUGACUCUGGUCUGUGCCACAGAAAGCAAUCCCCCAGCCACUCUUACAUGGACCUACAGGAACACAGUCCUGCAAUCUUCAAAGGCCUCAGAUCCUGGGGUCCUGCACCUAGAACUGUCCAAACUGGGGCCCAAGGACAGAGGUGAAUACACCUGCCACGCUCAGCACCGCUCAGGACCUCAACAGCACUCCAUAAGACUCUGUGUACAGAGCUGCUCUUGCUGUCCUAUCUUUGAGGAGAAUGGUUCUUGGCCUCUGAUCUUCACCCUGCUUCGAGGAGCCCUCAUGGGAGUCAGCUUUCUUCUCACCUAUGGCCUCACCUGGCUCUAUUACACCUGUCAAGUCAACCAACCCCUGGACACUCUGGAUAAGAGUGAGAUGGACCUUCACUUAGUCCCUGUGUUCUGUGGAAUCUAGGAUUUGUCAAAGACACAGGACUGCUGGAUAAAAUCGCGACAGCUGGCAUCUCAUUGAUGUUAAAAUCUUGCUCUCUUACCUAACCAGGGACCACAUUAGUGCUCAGAAAUCCUUCUAGUCCCCUUCUAUUGACUCCCAAGUUUACCCCCGAAAGGCACCAUCCCAAACUUUCUCCUCUAUUCUCAAGCCCCUGACCCCACUUUAUCAUCUGGCCCUCAGAAGAUGCUCUGGUCUCCUACUUCCCUGAGAAGACCUACUCACCCUUCUCUCUACAUCUCACCUGAACAACCUCCCUUUCCUCCUCUCCUGUUGCUCUCUAGUCUCUAAAGAGUGAGUCAUCCUCCUGGUCCCUCAUCUUAAUCUUGAAACCAUAGCCUCCUAGUUCCCCAUGUCAUCCCUAGAAAUUUGGAAGGUAACCAUUACCAAGUCCUUCCUGAUCAGAAAUCCACUGGACAACUUCCCUUAAAGUGGCCAUGCAUUUUUGCUAGGAGCCCUCAUAUGAUGGGGUGUGCUGGACCCCCUGAAGCAACUCAUUGCACUUUAAUAUAGCUUAGGAAGCUCUCAUUGCACCAAUAUGGCUUACAUCUCUCCCCUCUCCCCUGUUUCUUCUGGUCUCUGAGCCAAUCAGAACAUAUCUCAUUCAAAACACUAGGAGAAAACCAUAAUGUUUCUCCCACUUCCCCAAGUCUUUUCCUCUCCAGACUAAACAUGCCCAUUUACUUCAAAUCAUCCUCAAAUGGCUUCUUCUCUAGCCCUACUUCUCCCAUCAUCCUGCUACCUUUUACAUGGAAAAAAUAGCAUUAUUGACUCCAUUUUGCCUUUAUCCACCAUUUUGUGAAGCUGUAAGUCACCUGAUUUUGAAGAAGUCACAAGAUUACUCCCCUUCCCAAAGGUUACCUGACUUAAAGAAUGUCACAAAACUAGCCCUCUCCCUCUCACUCCAGUGACUCCCAGCCCUCUCCACCAAUAAGAAACCAGAUGUCUCAGUCCCUAUAAUCCUGUUCAUCACUCCCUCCAAAUUGGAUAUUAACUGUGUAGAAACCAGUGGUCAAUAUCCUUGGUUACUGAGAGCCUUGGUCCCGGUUUGGUUCUGCAGCCACAUACAUUGCUAAAUAAAUCAUUGUCUGGAUGUAAGGAUUCAGUUUCUUUAUUCCACCAUAACAUGCCCCUCCCCUUUUUCUCUUCUAUUUGUCAAUAUCCUUUCUAAAAUGCAAGCCCCUAAACUGAACACAGUACUCCAGAUAAGUCUUGUCCAGGGUAGAGGAGAGUGGAACUAUCCCCUCUUUGUUACCUGAGCCCUGGGCUUUAUUAUAACAGGGAGGAUGGAGCUGGGCAUACUCACUGGCCCCUUGCUGAGGUUAGGGCCCUUGUACUUUCAGAUAAUGAAGCAAUCACUUCUUGGGACUGUAUCCCCCAACUGGGGACCAUGUCCUAGAGGACUGGUUACUGAGCCAGAAAGAGCCAUUCACUGCAGGCUAAAAGGAUUGAGGAGAAAUUGCUUCUUUAGGUUCUGCCUGGUUUGAAACACCUGGAUUUCCAUAAAAGUUGUUGAUUGAUUGAUUUAAGGUGGAGGUGAGAUAUCUCUCAUCUCCCUCAACUCCCUUCCAAACAGUGAGAACAUGUACUUACCUAAGGCAGCCUGAGAGUGGAUCUCAAGUUCUUUGCCGCCUUUUCUGCUUUGUGUUUCUUUCUCUAAGCAUAGGUUGACCAAUCAGUGAUCCUGAGAGGUGGACUUUUCCGGCCUUCACAGCUCCUCUGGGAGGUCACAGGUCCCAGAAGGGGCUCAAGUGCUUUCUACAAUUAACUACAUCAUUUCUCAGAGAAGUUGCCCCACUGCCAGAGUAACCCCGAGGCAGAGGAGGAAGAAAAGGAGGGCACCACCACUUAAGGUGACUAAGAAAUCUUGAGCCAUGCCACACCUGGCUAGGAGAGCUGCAUUUGUGAAUUGUGCAGACCGAACACUGCAGAGGUGAAAGCUCAGUACCUGUUCAGCAGUCAUGCAAAGUGCCUUUACUUUUCAGAGAGGCUGUAAUGAUGGCAGAAGAUUAUUACUUAAGAAUUUCUUCGGGUUGACUUCAGAAAAACCUGGAAAGACAUAUGGUCUGAUGCUGAGUGAAGUGAGCAGAACCAAGAGGACUUUGUA